AUGGGCAAACUCAUCAAGAACCACUGGGCGCGCCUCAUCAUCCUCUCGGCCUCUAUAUACCAAAUAGCCGCCGCAAUCGAAGGCUUCUUCUGGCCCAAGAUCUUCUGGGACUUCCUCACCAAGAAUCUCGAUGGCGCCGUAAAACCUAUACCAGUGCUGCAAUCCAUUAACCUGGUAAUGGGGCUCGUCAUCACAGCCUGGGAGUGGCCGCUCGGCAUCAUCGCAAAGACCGCCCUCCACCGCAGCAUCGAGGCACGACUGGUCGUCUACCCCCUCGCAGCACUCUCCGCAGCGCUACUAUACCAAGCCACCAACCCGGCGAUAUACUACACCAUCGGCAUCGUGGUCUACUUCUGGGCAUAUAGCGAAGGCGAGAUUGUUGUCGAGAAACCGUGGAGCUUACCGCAGCGCGGGAGACCGGGCAAGGUAUAG
Pseudogymnoascus verrucosus is the source of this 432-nucleotide messenger RNA. RefSeq lists its product as uncharacterized. The record is from RefSeq and is a predicted model, not a curated record. The transcript has 3 exons. NCBI's taxonomy places the organism in Eukaryota, Fungi, Ascomycota, Leotiomycetes, Thelebolales, Thelebolaceae. The coding region runs from base 1 to 432 and encodes 143 amino acids.